CCCCAAUUUGUUGAAAAUAGAAGUAUUUUCAACAUAUGUCCUGGCUAUAGUUUCACCUCCCUAAACUCCUCCCAGUGUCCUCCUCCCCUCUAGAUCCACUCCUUUUCUGUCCCUCAUUAGAAUAGAACAGGCUUCUAAAUAAGCAAACAUGUCAAAAUAAAAUAUAAUGUGAUGAAACAAAAACCACCACACUGAGGCUGAACAAUACAGUCCAACAGGAGGAAAGAAGCCAAGAGCAGACACAAGACUGUCUCAUUCACACACUCAGGAGUCCCUUAAAAUUAUUAAGACAUGUGCAGAGCCAGGGUCUGAAGCAAUAGAAAGAGAGCCAGACUGUUCGAUGGUGCUAAAUGGGAUUCUUGGGGAGUCAGUUACUCUCCCCGUAGAUAUUAAAGAUGGCCAGAAAAUUAAUAACAUUGCCUGGACUUCUAAAUCAUCUGUUGCUUUUGUAACACCAAAAGUCGGAGGACAUGAACUUACCGUAACCCAGGACAUUUAUAAAGGACGACUAGAAGUCACAAAUCAGACCUAUAACCUGAUCAUUAGAAACCUGAGGAUGAAAGAUGCAGGUACUUACAAAGCAGACAUCAAUGAAAAGAACCGUGAGAAAACCAUCACCAAGAUCUACUGCCUUCAAAUCUACUCUCGGCUGGCAAAACCAAAAAUUACAAAGAGUUCAAUAACAUCUUUGAACAAUACCUGUAAUAUCACACUGACAUGCUCUGUGGAGGAAGAAGAAAAGAAUGUGGUGUAUAGUUGGAGUCCCUCUGGAGAGGAAAGCAAUGUCCUUCAAAUCUUCCACUCCCCUAUGGACCAAAAACUGACUUAUACAUGUACAGCCUCGAACCCUGUCAGCAACAAUUCUGACUCCGUCACUGUGCAACAGCCAUGUACAGACUCUCCCAGCUUCCAUCCUUACCAUGGUGUGUUGCCAGGGGGGCUGGCCGCGCUCUCUCUGCUUAUGCUCAUUCCAGUGGUGGCACUUCUGUUCCAUUUGUACAAGAGAAGGAGAGGUAGGAUUGUCCUGGAAGCAGAUGAUGUCUCAAAGAAAAUAAUAUACUCUGCAGUUUCAAGAAAUGCCCAUCUCACAGAGUCCAGAAUCUAUGAUGAAAUCCCACAGUCCACGAUGCUGUCCCGUACGGAAGAGCCCGUGACCACCAUUUAUUCCUCGGUGCAGCUUUAUGAGAAGACGGGGAAAACCAACAUGAAGGACGAAAGACCACCCAAGACUUUGUGUAAUGAAAUUGUUGUCUAGGUGAGCGGGCAGUGUUCUCCCUCUGGAAACUGAGUUACAACCACUGUGAGAACAGGGGUCCCGAAGACCUAGGCCUUCUCUGGCUACCCCCUUACCAGAACAUUGCAAAUACCACAUUCCAGCAUGCAAGCAGAGCAGGAAACCUUCUGUUGUUGGGCAUUCCUUGUACUCAACAACCUUUGUAUUCCUUGUUAGGCUUGUGGACACUUUCCCUAACUCGUCAAAUCCUUCCUAUGAGAACAAUAAGACACACUCCCUGAAAUGGCACCUCACAAACUCUUUCACUUCGCCGGGCAUAUAAAAAUUGAUUUUUUUGGCACAAAGGAUGAAAUCAUCCAUGUCUCUAGAAGACUGAAUAUGGAUGGAAGAUUCUCCUGUCAAUAUGUAACAUCACUGUCCAACAGCUGUGGGAAGAAAUCAGUCAAUAUUGUGAAUACCUGUAACACACCACGGCAUACCAGCUGGAUCUUCUAUGCAGAGUCAACCUGUGUAAGGAGCCCUGAGGCAAGGCCUCCACCAGUCGCUACAAUGCCUUAAGUAAUUUAGGAAUGGCAUCUUUAAGGUAUAUGUUAUCCCUUACUUGAAAGCAUGGCAUAGCCAACCUAGUGUAGGCUACACAUUCAUUCCUCCACUCAAGAACCAUCGUGCAGAUCCCACUAAAAUCAGGGACUAGACAAGGCUGCCCACUCUCUCCCUACUUAUUCAAUAUAGUUCUUGAAGUUCUAGCCAGAGCAAUCACACAACAAAAGGAGGUCAAGGGGAUACAGAUCGGAAAAGAAGAGGUCAAAAUAUCACUAUUUGCAGAUGAUAUGAUAGUAUAUUUAAGUGAUCCCAAAAGUUCCACCAGAGAACUACUAAAGCUGAUAAACAACUUCAGCAAAGUGGCUGGGUAUAAAAUUAACUCAAAUAAAUCAGUAGCCUUCCUCUACACAAAACAGAAACAAGCCGAGAAAUAAAUUAGGGAAACGACACCCUUCAUAAUAGUCCCAAAUAAUAUAAAAUACCUCGGUGUGACUUUAACCAAACAAGUAAAAGAUCUGUACAAUAAGAACUUCAAGACUCUGAAGAAAGAAAUUGAAGAAGACCUCAGAAGAUGGAAAGAUCUCCCAUGCUCAUGGAUUGGCAGGAUUAAUAUAGUAAAAAUGGCCAUUCUACCAAAAGCGAUCUACAGAUUCAAUGUAAUCCCCAUCAAAAUACCAAUCCAAUUCUUCAAAGAGUUAGACAGAACAAUUUGCAAAUUCAUCUGGAAUAACAGAAAACCCAGGAUAGCUAAAACUAUCCUCAACAAUAAAAGGACUUCAGGGGGAAUCACUAUCCCUGAACUCAAGCAGUAUUACAGAGCAAUAGUGAUAAAAACUGCAUGGUAUUGGUACAGAGACAGACAGAUAGACCAAUGGAACAGAAUUGAAGACCCAGAAAUGAACCCACACACCUAUGGGCACUUGAUUUUUGACAAAGGAGCCAAAACCAUCCAAUGGAAAAAAGAUAGCAUUUUCAGCAAAUGGUGCUGGUUCAACUGGAGGUCAACAUGUAGAAGAAUGCAGAUCGAUCCAUGCUUAUCACCCUGUACAAAGCUUAAGUCCAAGUGGAUCAAGGACCUCCACAUCAAACCAGAUACACUCAAACUAAUAGAAGAAAAAGUGGGGAAGCAUCUCAAACACAUGGGCACUGGAGAAAAUUUCCUGAACAGAACACCAAUGGCUUAUGCUCUAAGAUCAAGAAUUGACAAAUGGAAAGAAAAAAAAGAAUUGACAAAUGGGAUCUCAUAAAACUGCAAAGCUUCUGUAAGGCAAAGGACAUUGUGGUAGGACAAAAUGGCAACCAACAGAUUGGGAAAAGAUCUUUACCAAUCCUACAACAGAUAGAGGCCUUAUAUCCAAAAUAUACAAAGAACUCAAGAAGUUAGACCACAGGGAGACAAAUAACCCUAUUUAAAAAUGGGGUUCAGAGCUAAACAAAGAAUUCACAGCUGAGGAAUGCCGAAUGGCUGAGAAACACCUAAAGAAAUGUUCAACAUCUUUAGUCAUAAGGGAAAUGCAUAUCAAAACAACCCUGAGAUUUCACUUCACACCAGUGAGAAUGGCUAAGAUCAAAAACUCAGGUGACAGCAGAUGCUGGCGAGGAUGCGGAGAAAGAGGAACACUCCUCCAUUGUUGGUGGGAUUGCAGACUGGUACAACCAUUCUGGAAAUCAGUCUGGAGGUUCCUCAGAAAAUUGGACAUUGAACUGCCUGAGGAUCCAGCUAUACCUCUCUUGGGCAUAUACCCAAAAGAUGCCCCAACAUAUAAAAAAGACAUUUGCUCCACUAUGUUCAUAGCAGCCUUAUUUAUAAUAGCCAGAAGCUGGAAAGAAUCCAGAUGCUCUUCAACAGAGGAAUGGAUACAGAAAAUGUGGUACAUCUACACAAUGGUACAUCACUCAGCUAUCAAAAACAAUGACUUUAUGAAAUUCAUAGGCAAAUGGAUGGAACUGGAAAAUAUCAUCCUGAGUGAGGUAACCCAAUCACAGAAAAACACACAUGGUAUGCACUCAUUGAUAAGUGGCUAUUAGCCCAAAUACUUGAAUUACCCUAGAUGCCUAGAACAAAUGAAACUCAAGACGGAUGAUCAAAAUGUGAAUGCUUCACUCCUUCUUUAAAAGGGGAACAAGAAUACCCUUGGCAGGGAAUAGAGAGGCAAAGAUUAAAACAGACACAGAAGGAACACCCAUUCAGAGCCUGCCCCACAUGUGGCCCAUACAUAUACAGCCAUCCUAUUAGACAAGAUGGAUGAAGCAAAGAAGUGCAGGCCGACAGGAACCGGACGUAGAUCUCUCCCGAGAGACACAGCCAGAAUACAGCAAGUACAGAGGCGAAUGCCAGCAGCAAACCACUGAACUGAGAACGGGACCCCCGUUGAAGGAAUCAGAGAAAGAACUCGAAAAGCUUGAAGGAGCUCAAGACCCCUUAUGAACAACAAUGCCAAGCAACCAGAGCUUCCAGGGACUAAGCCACUACCUAAAGACUAUACGUGGACUGACCCUGGACUCUGACCUCAUAGGUAGCAAUGAAUAUUUUAGUAAGAUCACCAGUGGAAGGGGAAGCCCUGGGUCCUGCUAAAACUGAACCCCCAGUUGGAGGGAGGGUGGUAAUGGGGGGAGGAUGGGGAGGGGAACACCUGUAUAGAAGGAGGGGGAGGGAUUAGGGGGAUGUUUGCCCGGAAACCGGGAAAGGGAAUAACACUCGAAAUGUAAAUAAGAAAUACUCAAGUUAAAAAAAAAUAGUAGUAGUAGUAGUAGUAAAAGUAGUAGUAGAAGUAGUAGUGGUAGUAGUGGUAGUAGUAGUAAUAUUUUAAUGUACUAUUGAAUUGAAUGUACUAGUGUUUUGUAGACAUUGUUGACUUUAAUAUGAACAUUGGUUAUUAUUAUCUUACUCCUUACUUUCUACUUUUCAUAUGUACACCUUGUUCCAUUUUUUCCUAUUAUGGAUUAAGAAAGAAGGAAUAUUAACUAUAAAAAAAAAAAAAAAAAGAACCAUCGUGCAGGACACAACUGCCACUCUUACCAAAUACAGACGGCCAUGCUACUUUGUUGUCUCGCGCCCAACAUCUCACCAGUAAGAACGACUGGCGGUAACAGGAUUCUUCUGCGAACAAGCCUUUACUGUACAGCUCCCUUGAACAGGGACAGGGGACCACGAGCGGCAAAGUCGCUCGCCUUAUAUACACAACAGUAUGCUAAUAAUCUCUCAGGGAUUGGUCGGGCAUGGGUCACCCCACUAUCACCCCACUACUUGUCCUCCAGGAAUUGGCAGAGAAUGAAUCACCUCACUAGCAUGGUACCGCCCCUCAUUAGCGUAUUAACGGCCAACUGACAUCAGGUGCAAAAACCGCACAUGUGCAGUACCGUUGUUCACCACUGGAGGGCGCCCUACACUUUGUAAGCUGUGGCCUGUGGCCCUAAGCCAGGUAGAUACAUUCUCUUAGUGUGGCUCUAAAAUAUGUACUUUCUGCACAGACUAGAAUGCUAGAGAUCGUGAGAAGCCGCAGGGGAUUUCCUUUCUAGCCAAGCUUUCCUUCCCUAAGUUUUACUUCAGUCUGCCUUUGCACGAAGACACAUCCUGCCCAAGAGACUCACUCUCCAAAAAGAAUUGACCAGCUACUUUUCUGACACUUUGAGGGAAGUGGGUGGAACCAAGCCAACCAAACAAGAGAUCUUGAAGAAUGAAGAGUCAUUUACAUUCCUAAGAGGGAACCUGAGAGCUGACGGUGCAGACGGUGAAAUCGGAUUCAUUCCUGUUCCUUCAUUUCAGCUCAGAGAACCAUAGGGUUCAAGCUGACGUUGAGUUCCUUCACUCCACAAAGUCACUCUCAGCUGGCUGGACAUCCUCUAGCUGGACAGGACAACAUGUGAUCAUUCAAGGACUUGUUUGUCUUUUGUGUUAACUGUCCUUACCAGCAAAAUCCUAAAUGCCCAUGAACUGGACAGCCAUGAACCAGGCUGGACAGCAGAAGUGACCUCUAUUUGGGUUUAAUGAAAUCGUGUGUCCCAUGAAGGCUAAGCCUUGCUCUGACUUUCUGACAGGUGCCAUUUUUUCCUCCCAUUUUUAACCAUCUCUAAGUGAAAUACAACUCCUGCCCAAACGUGAAUUGAUGAUUUAUUCAUUUUGUUGAUACCUGUCAGGUCCCAAAGAAACCCCGGACAAAGGGCUAACUGGAGUGCCAAUUAGCAUAUCAAAGAGCAGAGGCUCAUUCAGCACCUGCAGCUCCUCCCUGCUCUCCUCACCUCAGCCCCCUCUCCUAACCCUCUCCAGACCAGCAAUUUCCCCUCCUUCAGCUUCUGAAUUGCCAGCCAUUUUGCCCAUUCCCUCUCUCUUGGUUCCUCCAUCUCUCUUGGUUCCUCCCUCUCUCUUGGUUCCUCCCUCUCUCUUGGUCCUCUUAACCCACUCUUCUCUUCCUCUCUUGCUCAACACCCCACCCACCCUCAUGACCUGGUCUAGUCUGCUAACCAUGUUCAAUCUGCUACUUUCUCUCUCUGCUCUGGACUCUUCCAGAUGCCUCUGGAUAUUCUCUCCCUCAUGCGGACAAUAAAAACCUUCUCCUCAACCAGACCUAGGAACAGCCAUGUCCGAUUUUGCAUUCAAUACCUUAUGUUCCUUUUCCUAGUGGCUUGUUUACAAGGCUUUCCUUGUAAGAAUUCUCAGUAUAUGGAGGAGACAGCAUUCAGAGUGUUUGAAAUUGUCAAGAAACAACUUUAAUAAAAAGCUUUAAAAGGAGGAGGAGGAAAAGGAGAAAGAGAAGAGGAGGAGAAGGAAAGAAAAUUUUGUGUCCCAGUGAAUGGACCCAUAGAACAUUCUAGCACAAAUUACUGUUACUAAGGCUUCGAGGCCCAAAAUAUAAGAUGAAUAUUAUUAUCUUGCCCUUGUCUAAAUGAAGAGGCAAUUCCAGCACUGACAUUGUUAGCUUACAGGUGAUUUCACUAGGCUCCUCCUAUUGGAGUAGAAAUCUCAGCUCUCGUCCAGACAAACUACACCAAGCCAACAUGGUUCCACGUGGAAAGGUUUAAUGAGAGAAGAAGAGUAGAAGAGGAGAGGAGUAAAGGCCAGCCAUGAGCACAUGGAGGGAAGGGGAAAGGAAUGGGAAGAGAAGGGACAAAGGGGAAGAGGGGAAGAGCAGGAGGCAAGAGAAGAGAGUGAGGAGGGGGCAAGCAGCCCCUUUUAUAGUGAGUCAGGCAUACCUGACUGUUGCCAGGUAACUGUGGGGAUGGAGCUUAGACAGAAUACCAACAUUCCCCCAUAUUGGUUUAAUUAAAAAAGAAAAAUUAGAAAGGCAAUAGUGGAGCAGGAAUAGGGUCGUUGUGAUCUCUGACUACUUCCUGCUUGCUUUGGGGCGAUGUGUCUCUAGGGAACCUAGAAAAAUGGGUAUGGGAUGUCUGUCCAGUCUUAAGAGUUGGCUGUUUCCUUGUUGUCCAGGGUCUGUGGAACCAUCUGAGGAUAGGCCAGAAGGAACAGGUCCAAUAGAAGCGUCUGUGUCCAGUAAACCACUGAACUGAGAACAGGACCCCUGUUGAAGGAAUCAGAGAAAGAACUCGAAAAGCUUGAAGGGGCUCGAGACCCCUUAUGAAGAACAAUGCCAAGCAACCAGAGCUUCCAGGGACUAAGCCACUACCUAAAGACUAAACAUGGACUGACCCUGGACUCUGACCUCAUAGGUAGCAAUGAAUAUCCUAGUGAGAGCACCAGUGGAAGGGGAAGCCCUGGGUCCUGCUAAGACUGAACCCCCAGUGAACUAGAUUGUUGGGGGGAGGGCGGCAAUGGGGGGAGGAUGGGGAGGGGAACACCCAUAAAGAAGGGGAGGGGGGAGGGGGAUGUUUGCCCGGAAACCGGGAAAGGGAAUAACAUUCGAAAUGUAAAUAAGAAAUACUCAAGUUAAUAAUAAAAAAAAAAAAAAAAAAAAAAAAAAAAGAA
This is a messenger RNA of Rattus norvegicus (Norway rat), 7697 nucleotides long. Lineage: Eukaryota; Metazoa; Chordata; Mammalia; Rodentia; Muridae. The record is from RefSeq and is a predicted model, not a curated record.